AUGUUUGGCACUGUUGAUUCGUGGUUGUUGUGGAAGUUGACUGGGAAACAUUUGACGGAUAUUACGAAUGCGAGUCGAACACUUUUGCUCGACUUAAAGAAAGUAUCGUGGUCAACUGAACUGUGCAAAUUCUUUGACAUUCCAAUGGAGAUACUACCUGAGAUCCGUUCAUCUGCUGAGGUUUACGCGAAUAUUGAAGAAGGACCUCUCAAGGGAGUGCCCAUCUCAGGAUGUCUCGGUGAUCAACAAGCCGCCUUAGUAGGUCAUCAGUGUUUAAAGCCGGGUGAUUCGAAGAAUACUUACGGUACUGGUACAUUCAUGUUGUGUAAUAUUGGAUAUCGACCGACGAUCAGUAAAAAUGGCCUACUCACCACUGUUGGAUUUCAGUUUGGUCAUGGAGCACCCGUGUGUUAUGCGUUAGAAGGAUCAGGUUCGAUAGGUGGCAAUGCAGUACGUUUUCUACGAGACAGCCUGACGUUCAUUAAGAAAGCAUCCGAUAUCGAAGCUUUAGCUGGUUCAGUGAAAGAUACGGGUGGUGUUGUGUUUGUACCGUGCUUUACGGGUCUUUAUUCACCUUAUUGGGAUUCGUCAGCUCGUGGUACCAUCCUCGGACUAGUACAGUCCACUUCAAAGGCACAUAUCGCUCGUGCAGCGCUGGAAGCAGUCUGCUUCCAAACUGCGGAAAUGAUACAAGCCGUAGAAGAUGACAUGCGAGAAGAGGGUUGCCGAGUUUCUGCACUCAAAAUUGACGGAGGCAUGACUGCGAAUCACUUGUUCAACCAAAUGCAAAGUGAUGUGCUAGGCAAGAGGAUUAUUUGCUCAAAAUUAGCCGAAACGACUGGUUGGGGCGCAGCUGUAGCUGCUGCCAUUGGAAACCAACUAAUCAGUUUCGAGAAGUAUGGAGAACGCGACUUAUGUGAGGCUACAGUGUAUUCUCCGAAAAGUAGCGCAGAGCAACGGGAGAAAGAUAUGGUGCGAUGGAAAGAAGCCAUUAAACGAUCACGUAACUGGACUUCAUUCUCUGAGACAUGA
Messenger RNA from Anisakis simplex (herring worm), 1032 nucleotides. The record is from the annotation of a GenBank genome assembly. Lineage: Eukaryota; Metazoa; Nematoda; Chromadorea; Rhabditida; Anisakidae.